AGCAUCCCGUAUAGGUGCUGGUUUGAGUCCCACCUGCUCCACUUCCAAUCCAGCUCCCUGUUAAUGGCCUAGAAAAGCAGUAGAAGAUGGCCUAAGCCCUUGGACCCCUGCACCCAAGUGGGAGACCAGGAAGAAGCUCCCGGCUUCUGGCUUUGGAUCCACCCAGCUCUGGCCAUUGCGGCUAUUUGGGGAGUGAACCAGUGGAUCGGAGACCUUUCUCUCUGUCUCUCCCUCUUUCUAUCUGUAACUAUGCCUCUCAAGUAAAUAAAUAAAUCUUAAAAUAAUAAUAAUAAUGUGCUGCCCAUUGUUUACUAAUUUACCUUAUGGGAUGCUGGCACUGUAGGCAGCGGCUUUACCUGCUAUGCCAUAGCACUGGCCCCUAAUUUACCUUUUACAGGACAUGAAUUGUUUUUCCAUUAGAAGGGAUGGAUUUUUUUCUUUGUGACUUAUUCCGUUUAGUAGGCAGUAUCUAGGCAGAGAAGAAAGCUGAGUAAAACAGAAUCCUUUCCCUUGAGGACUUUAUGGGACACUGAAGAAGAAAAGAUUUAAACAGAUAAUUCCAUGGUGCUAAAUGCCAGUGUGAAAAUAGUUACUGCAGGGUCAGAGAGGGCCUUCCUUCACUUUACUUCAGGAAGUGAUACCUGACUGCUUUUUGAGCUACCUGCUUGGUGCCAAACCCUGCUAUAAGGUUUUAAGUUUGGAAUGAGCAGUAAACAAAUUAAAAAAAUACAAUAUUCUCAGAUGUUGGUUUGUACUAAAAAAAAAUUACAGUGUAGUUAGGGAGGUGAGACAGUGAGGGGUGGGAGAUGGUACUAUUUUAGAUCAGAAGAUGUCUGAUAGAGUCACCCUUGAGUAGAGAGACCUGGAUCCAGGCUAGGAUGACCAUUCUAUGUUUUCUAGAAGGAAGAGAAGGAACCAUGCAGAUAUUUGGAGAAAGAACCUUCUAGGGAGCUUCAUAUGCUGUGUUGAAAGAGUUUAGAUUUGAUCAUCCCGGAUUUCUAUCUGGAAUGACAAGGGCCAUGCCACUUCAUUUUUUGGCCCAGCCUUGGAGCGCUACUCAUCCUUUCAAGUCAAUGGCAAUGAUGACAUUCGACAGAUCCAGAGCCUAGAGAAUGGUAUUCUUUUUCUCACCAAGAACAACCUCAAGUAUAUGGCCCGUGGGGGCCUCAUUAUAUUUGAUUACCUGCUGGAUGAGAGUGAGGAUAUGCACAGCCUCCUGCUGACCGACAGCAGCACUCUCCUUGUUGGUGGGCUGCAGAGCCACAUAUUGGAGAUCGAUCUUAACACUGUCCAGGAGACUCAGAAGUAUGCAGUCGAAACACCUGGAGUCACCGUCAUGAGACAGACAAAUCGCUUCUUCUUCUGUGGCCACACAUCCGGCAAGAUUUCCCUGCGAGACCUCCGCACUUUUAAGGUGGAGCAUGAGUUCGACGCUUUCUCAGGGAGUCUGUCAGACUUUGACGUGCACGGCAACCUCCUGGCUGCCUGCGGCUUCUCCAGCCGCCUCACUGGCCUGGCCUGCGACCGUUUCCUCAAGGUGUACGACCUGCGCAUGAUGCGUGCGAUUACACCGCUUCAGGUCCACGUGGAUCCCGCCUUCUUACGCUUCAUCCCCACAUAUACGUCUCGGCUCGCCAUCAUCUCUCAGUCGGGACAGUGCCAGUUUUGUGAACCCACCGGCCUGGCCAACCCAGCAGAUAUCUUUCAUGUGAAUCCUGUGGGUCCUCUGCUAAUGACAUUUGAUGUGUCAGCCAGCAAGCAGGCCCUGGCCUUUGGGGAUUCUGAGGGCUGCGUGCACCUCUGGACUGACUCCCCUGAGCCUUCUUUCAACCCCUACUCCCGUGAGACUGAGUUUGCUUUGCCCUGUCUCGUGGACUCACUACCUCCUCUGGACUGGAGCCAGGACCUGCUGCCUCUUUCCCUCAUCCCUGUGCCACUCACCACUGACACACUUCUCUCUGACUGGCCUGCUGCCAACUCCGCUCCAGCCCCCAGGCGAGCACCUCCCGUGGAUGCAGAGAUUCUGCGCACCAUGAAGAAAGUAGGCUUCAUUGGCUAUGCCCCCAACCCCCGCACCAGGCUACGUAAUCAGAUUCCUUACCGACUCAAGGAGUCGGACAGUGAAUUUGACACCUUCAGCCAGGUCCCCGAGUCACCGAUAGGGCGGGAAGAGGAGCCACAUCUGCACAUGGUCUCUAAGAAAUACCGCAAGGUGACCAUCAAAUAUUCCAAGCUGGGGCUGGAAGACUUUGACUUCAAGCAUUACAACAAGACCCUGUUUGCUGGACUAGAGCCGCACAUCCCCAAUGCCUACUGUAACUGCAUGAUCCAGGUGCUCUACUUCCUGGAGCCUGUUCGCUGUCUCAUCCAGAACCACCUUUGCCAGAAGGAGUUCUGCCUGGCCUGUGAGCUGGGAUUCCUCUUCCACAUGCUGGACCUCUCUCGUGGCGACCCUUGCCAGGGCAGUAAUUUUCUUCGAGCAUUCCGCACCAUUCCCGAGGCCUCAGCCCUUGGUCUGAUCCUGGCUGACUCGGAUGAGGCUUCCGGCAAGGGCAACCUGGCCAGGCUCAUUCAGAGGUGGAAUCGCUUCAUUCUCACCCAGCUGCAUCAAGAUAUGCAGGAGCUGGAAGUGCCCCAAGCUUACCGCAGUGCUGGAGGCAGCUAUGGGAUCAGCAGCUUUUGCUCAUCGGGGGACUCUGUCAUUGGGCAGUUGUUCAGCUGCGAGAUGGAGAACUGCAGCCUCUGCCGCUGUGGCAGCGAGACCGUGCGAGCCUCCUCCACUCUGCUCUUCACGCUCUCCUACCCUGAGGGUAGAAACAGUGAUAAAACCGGGAAGAACUAUGACUUUGCUCAGGUGCUGAAGCGAAGCAUCUGCCUGGAGCAGAACACACAGGCCUGGUGCGACAACUGUGAAAAGUACCAGCCCACGAUUCAGACCCGCAACAUCCGUCAUCUGCCAGACAUUCUUGUCAUCAAUUGUGAGGUUAACAGCUCCAAAGAGGCCGAUUUCUGGAGAGCGCAGGCUGAGGUUGCCUUCAAGAUGGCAAUGAAGAAGCACGGUGGGGAAGUCGUCAAGAACAAGGAGUUUGCUCGGGCUGACCGGACACAUCGAUUCCUCUGUGCUGACAGGAAGGAAGUGGGGAGUCCCGAAGGUGCGCUGCUCUGUCCCUCCAUGGAGGAGCUGAAGAAUGUCUGGCUUCCUUUCUCCCUUCGCAUGAAGAUGACCAAGAACAAAGGGCUGGAUGUUUGCAAUUGGACUGAUGGGGAGGAGGUGCAGUGGGGCCCAGCCAGGGCAGAGGAGGAGCAUGGUGUCUAUGUGUAUGACCUGAUGGCAACUGUGGUACACAUCCUGGACUCACGCACAGGGGGCAGCCUGGUGGCUCAUAUCAAAGUUGGAGAGACGUACCACCAGCGCAAAGAGGGUGUUACUCACCAGCAGUGGUAUCUCUUCAAUGACUUUCUCAUCGAACCCAUCGAUAAGCAUGAAGCCGUGCAGUUUGACAUGAAUUGGAAAGUACCUGCAAUCCUUUAUUACGUGAAAAGAAAUCUCAAUUCCAGAUAUAACCUGAACAUCAAGAAUCCUAUUGAGGCUAGUGUCCUGCUGGCUGAAGCCUCACUGGCACGGAAGCAGCGGAAGACACAUACUACCUUUAUCCCACUGAUGCUGAAUGAAAUGCCACAGGUUGGGGAUCUGGUGGGCCUCGAUGCUGAGUUUGUCACCCUCAAUGAGGAAGAAGCAGAGUUACGCAGUGAUGGCACCAAGUCCACCAUUAAACCAAGCCAGAUGUCAGUAGCAAGGAUCACCUGUGUUCGGGGCCAGGGACCAAAUGAGGGUAUCCCCUUCAUUGAUGACUACAUCUCUACCCAGGAGCAGGUCGUGGAUUACUUGACUCAGUACUCGGGGAUAAAGCCGGGAGACCUUGACGCCAAGAUAUCCUCCAAGCACCUCACAACCCUCAAGUCCACGUACUUGAAGCUUCGGUUUCUCAUUGACAUUGGCGUCAAGUUCGUGGGCCAUGGCCUGCAGAAGGACUUCAGGGUCAUCAACCUCAUGGUGCCCAAGGACCAAGUACUUGACACUGUGUACCUGUUCCACAUGCCCCGAAAACGAAUGAUUUCCCUGCGAUUCCUUGCAUGGUACUUUCUGGACCUGAAGAUUCAAGGGGAGACCCAUGACAGUAUUGAGGAUGCCCGCACAGCUCUUCAGCUCUAUCGAAAGUAUCUGGAGCUAAGCAAGAACGGCACUGAGCCUGAAUCCUUCCACAAGGUGCUCAAGGGCCUUUAUGAGAAGGGCCGGAAGAUGGACUGGAAGGUGCCUGAGCCAGAGGGCCAGACAAGUCCCAAGAACGCAGCGGUCUUCUCCUCAGUGCUGGCACUCUGACCUGCCCUCUCCCUUCAGUGCUCUGUAGCCCCAGAACUGGGAGAUGGCUUCCCAAGUGGGUCCACUUCCAGAACGGGACCUGCUCAGUCUCCACAGAUGGUGCUAUUAAUAGAACUGGAACUCAGAAAAAUCGAUGCAAAGGUUCUAGGAGCCGGAUUCCUUCUUCAUCCUUUGCAAAACAGCAGGCCAGAUACAAAGUCUAGACCCAGACGGAAAGUAAUUGGCAUUCUUAAUAAAUACCCGGGGUGAUUAGUAUCUAGGCGGAGAAGGUUCUGGGACCAACACUCUCAGCUCCUAGCUGGCUGGGGACUGAAGUACUGGACAGUGACAAGAGGAUAUACUUAGUAGCUCAAGAUUUAGCUCAAGUCUUCAAUUGCUCAGGGGAUGCCUGGAGGGAUCAUCAUGUUGCAGCUUGGGGAAUCAAGAAAACCACAGUUGCCAAUACCAUUGCCAAAAGGGACUUUGUUUCCUGGACAAAGCUUGGCUGCUGGCUCCAUUCCUGCUGACAGCUGAGAAGCAUCUGUCUUCCAUCUUCUUUCCCGUCUCAAGUUUUGUUAUUUUUUAAAAAUUUAUUUUAAGCCGCAUGUUUUAUAAAAUAAAAACGAAAAUAUUGUCUAA
Messenger RNA from Oryctolagus cuniculus (rabbit), 4999 nucleotides. NCBI's taxonomy places the organism in Eukaryota, Metazoa, Chordata, Mammalia, Lagomorpha, Leporidae. The record is from RefSeq and is a predicted model, not a curated record.